This is a messenger RNA of Micromonas pusilla CCMP1545, 1929 nucleotides long. RefSeq names its product ATP-binding cassette superfamily. The record is from RefSeq and is a predicted model, not a curated record. Gene Ontology annotation, biological process: transmembrane transport. Lineage: Eukaryota; Viridiplantae; Chlorophyta; Mamiellophyceae; Mamiellales; Mamiellaceae. The transcript is spliced from 2 exons. Gene Ontology annotation, cellular component: membrane. Bases 1 to 1929 code for a protein of 642 amino acids. Gene Ontology annotation, molecular function: ATP binding; ATP hydrolysis activity; ABC-type transporter activity.
AUGACGGCCGCCGACGCGGUCGCGAUCGAGGUGGACGGCGCACCUUCUGCCUCGACCGCGGAGGAGGAGAGGACGCGGAUCAUCAAGAGACGGGUCGCGAACGCGCGCGAUGUUUUGACCCGAGACGUGACGCAGCUCCCACGCGAUCCUCUCACCGCGUGCGGGCAGAGCUCCUUGGGGUUCCGAGACUUGUCGUUCUCGAUCAGGUCGAAAGAGCUCGGGGAGAAGCUCAUACUCGCGCCCUCGAGCGGCGCGUACAAGGCCGGCAGCAUGGUCGCGAUCAUGGGCCCGAGCGGGUGCGGGAAGACGACGCUGCUGGACAUGCUCGCCGGGAAGAAGACGACGAAGUACUCCGGCGAGGUCUUCCUCAACGGCACGAAGCGCGAUCAUCUCUACUCGAGGGUCACGUCCUACGUCCCGCAUAACGAGAUCGUUCCGGCGUACUGGACCGUGUCGGAAGCUGUCGAGUUUAACCACCGGCUGCGCGUCGACGCCGUGGACAUGAGCCCGGAGUGUCGUAAGUUGCUCGUGGAGGAGAUCUUAAACUUUUUCGGCCUGCUGAGCGUGAAGAACCAGCUCAUCGGCGACGAGCGCACGCGCGGCAUCAGCAGCGGCCAAAAGAGGCGCGUCACGCUCGCGCGCGGCUUCGUCGGCGGAUCGCAAGUCGUCUUCGCGGACGAGCCCACCUCCGGUCUCUCCGCCACGGACGCGGAGCUGUGCAUCCGAUCCGUCGCCGCGGCGUCGAGGACGCAAGGGACGACGUUCGUGGUCGUCAUCCACCAGCCGCGAAUGGAAGUCGCCGCGUUGUUCGACCACCUCACGCUGAUCACGAGUAAUCCCGGGAGGGUGGUGUACAACGGCGCGUUCGCGGACGCGAACAAGUACUUCUCCGAUCUCGGGUGCGCGCCGCCGAAGGGCGGGAACGCGACGGAUUAUUUCAUGGACGUCAUCACCCCGGACGUCCCCGGGUCCAAGUCCGAGACGUUCGCGAAGGCGUAUCUGGAGAGGCAGGCGCCCGUCGUGGAACGCGACGUCGGCGACAUGAUCGCAGCGGGGGGGAAGAGCGCGUUGGAGAUUCUGCACGACGUCGCGGCGAUCAGAGGGAAGCUGUUCAAGACGCACAAGGUGAGAGACACGCCGUGUUCUGUGCCGUUUCAGACGCAAGUGUCGACGCUCAUGAUGCGUCGGUUGACGCUCACCGCGCGAGACAAGAGCCACUUGCGUCUGCGGGUGAUGAUGUCGAUUCUUCAGGGGCUCGUCAUCGGCGUCGCGUUUCUGGACAUCGGCAAUAAGCUCCCCGCGCAGCAAGUGUCGUUCCUGUUCAUGAUGCUGCAGAUGGGCGCGGUCGCGAACAUGAUCGUCAUGCCGGAGAUGAUCGCGCAGAGGAUGGUGUUUAAGUUUGAAACCUCCGACGCGAUGUACGAGACGUCCGCCGCGGUGCUCGUGGACUCCGUCGUGCAGUUCGCGCUCACCGUGCUCGGGAACUUCGUCACCGUCGUCAUCAUGUACUCGCUGUCCGGGCUGUCGUGGUCGAUGUUCGGGACGCUGUACUUUUGGAGCUUCAUGUCUCUGAUGGUGAUGACGAACUACUUUAAAGUCGUCGCCGCGGUCGCGCCGACGCCGUCGCAGGCGUUCCAAGUCGCGAUGCCGGGGCUCAUGUUGUUCAUUCUUUUCAACAAUUUUUUCGUGUCGCGGGCGACGGUGCCGAUUUUCAUGAUAUGGGCGCUGUACGUCUCCCCCAUGGCGUGGGCGAUCGAGCAGAUCAUCACGGGGAUAUACCCCGAGAACCCGACGCUCGUGGAGCUGUACGACUACGACUACAGCGACACGCACACGGUCGCGGCGUUUUUUGUGCUGUUGUUCGAAAUGGUGCUCUUUCAGAUUUUUUCCCUCGUGUGCUUGCGGUAUCUGAACAACAUCAAGCGAUGA